Filobasidium floriforme is the source of this 850-nucleotide messenger RNA. RefSeq lists its product as uncharacterized. The transcript has a single exon. NCBI's taxonomy places the organism in Eukaryota, Fungi, Basidiomycota, Tremellomycetes, Filobasidiales, Filobasidiaceae. The record is from RefSeq and is a predicted model, not a curated record. Bases 147 to 809 code for a protein of 220 amino acids.
CGGGUAGUCUGCCCGGCCCAGAAAGAACGCCCCGUCGUCGUCGACCACCCCCGGGGAGCGCUCAAUCGCCGGAGCAUCCAUAUCGUCCGCCUUUGUCUUCGCUACGCUAUGCACCUGAGCUCGAGCGUAGCGGUACUGAUUAUUGGAUGGCCCAAGGGCGGCGCGGGAUAUCGAUCCAGUCUGAUAUGAAUUUCGCGCCUGAAACGAUCUUUGAUCCGACUCGAACCCCGACCAUCGAUACGUCGGAGCCUACACAACCUGCAUUGCUCCAGGAGACCGUUCCUCUCGGGACGCUAGCUUCUGGUACGGUAAUCCUCUUGUCACCGGUUCCCAUCGGACAGAUAGCCCUGACCGCGCACAAGGUGCAAAUAUCGGACAAAAUCUUUCAAUUCGUAUUCCACAAGCGGGCUGGCAGCUCGAAGGCACAGGCGACAUCGUCAGUGUUGAGCAAAGCUUUGAUCCAUGUGAAAGGGCAACACGAAGGAAUUCCUCGGUUGGUCAGCAUUUUGGGCGCAAACCACCUGUUCAUUAGAGAAUUAACCUCCUUCGCAAACGAGUUGGAGAGGGCGGCCGGAUUCGUCAUGCUGCUUGGCAAAGGCCCUUCAAACGAUUUGCGACUUGGUAUGAACGAAUUGAUUCGAAAGCUGGACAUUUCGGAACCCAUAGGCGAUCUAGUAGAUUCUCUGCACGAACAGGUGCUUGUCCAUAAUGCAGCGUGGUUGAUCAUCACCCAGUAUGGACCUUUACUGGGCGGGAAUACCAGGUUGCAAUCAUACAGACUGCUUAACGCACCCAGCGUCGGACGUUGAAAGUGACCACCCAAUCAUAUCACCUGUAUUUUAGGAACUGC